AUGAACGACCGCCGCGAGCAGCUGCGAGCAGAGCGCCCCGACGUGCCCUUCCCCGAGAUCACACGCAUGUUAGGCAACGAGUGGAGCAAGCUGCCGCCGGACGAUAAACAGAGAUACUUGGACGAAGCAGAGAAGGACAAAGAGCGUUACAUGAGAGAACUGGAGAAGUAUCAGAAAACUGAGGCCUACAAACACUUCACCAGGAAGGUCCAGGAGAAGCAGAAGGGGAAGAGGCACAGGGGAGACGUGGGGCACCAGGCGACUAACGAGGCUCUGAACGAGCAGAAAGACGUGGAGGUGAAGGACAGGACUGUGUUUGACAUCCCCAUCUUCACUGAGGAGUUUCUCAACCACAGCAAAGCCCGAGAAGCCGAGCUGCGGCAGCUGCGGAAAACCAACAUGGAGUACGAGGAGCGCAACGCAGCACUGCAGAAGCACGUGGAGAGCAUGAGGGGCGCUGUGGAGCGCCUGGAGGGAGACGUCCUGCAGGAGAGAGGAAGAAACAGCCUUUUACAGCAGCACCUGGAGACUCUCCGCCAGGCACUCACCUCCAGCUUCUGCUCUGUGCCACUGCCAGGAAGUGGAGAGACCCCGAGCAUCGAAACCAUCGACGUCUACAUGAAGAAGCUGCACAGCAUCAUCAUGAGCAGUCCCCAGGACCAUGAGGGUCUGAUCAGCACCGUCCGGGACGUGGUCACCCGCCUGGACAGAUAA
Molecule: messenger RNA, 714 nt
Organism: Knipowitschia caucasica
Lineage: Eukaryota; Metazoa; Chordata; Actinopteri; Gobiiformes; Gobiidae
Source: the annotation of a GenBank genome assembly